Diplodia corticola is the source of this 381-nucleotide messenger RNA. RefSeq lists its product as uncharacterized. Lineage: Eukaryota; Fungi; Ascomycota; Dothideomycetes; Botryosphaeriales; Botryosphaeriaceae. The coding region runs from base 1 to 381 and encodes 126 amino acids. The record is from RefSeq and is a predicted model, not a curated record. The transcript has 2 exons.
AUGCCUCCUCGACAGUCUCUGCCAAAUCCUUACUAUUUCGACAUCCAGCUCAAAAUCCACCAAAUCAUCAUCCUCAGCUGUCUCGGCAUCAGUGUGGCCUGGACCGCAGAUGUAUGGUCCGCGUCGCCACAACUGAGCGGUGACGGCUGUUUUGUGUUGAUUAUCCUCUGCGCUUUGAUGAUCGCGCAUUUCGAAAUCAUUUGUGAUCGUAUGGAGACUUACGAGAAUACUGUUCAAGACCUCGACUGGCACGCUGAGCAUGGACGGCCAUCCUCGUCGUCAACUCCAAUGCCGCCGACAUGGGACGAGCCGGUGCGCCUUGCUCACCCGGUCGCUCUGUAUGGCUAUGGGACCAUGAGACUAGAGUCUCGCACUUUGUAG